CACUCAGAUCUUCUGCAGCAGUGCCUUCCCCAACAAAAGUAUUGUUUUUUAAAGUACCCAAUUACUCGACUUCUUCGUCUCUCAUUGAGAUAGAUUUGAGAGUUGAGACGAUAGAGAGAGUUUGGAGGGAAAACCUGUAAAGGCACGAGUGAGAGAUACACAGACACACAGAGGAGAGAGACAGAGAGACGGAGAGGGGAGAUGUUUGCAGGCGAGAACGGACUACGGGGAGACCCAAGGCUGCAGGCUAUCUCUGAAGCGAUUCGAGUCGUUCCUCACUUCCCCAAACCAGGAAUCAUGUUUCAAGAUAUAACGACGCUGUUACUCGAUCACAAGGCAUUCAAGGAUACUGUUGACAUAUUUGUUGAUCGUUACAGAGACAUGGACAUCUCCGUUGUCGCUGGAGUGGAAGCUAGAGGAUUCAUGUUUGGUCCUUCAAUUGCCUUGGCUAUCGGUGCAAAGUUUGUUCCUUUACGCAAACCUAGAAAGUUGCCAGGUGAAGUAAUCUCUGAAGCUUAUGUGCUAGAAUAUGGAACUGACUGUCUAGAAAUGCAUGUUGGGGCUGUUCAGCCUGGGGAACGAGCAUUAGUCAUUGAUGAUUUGGUAGCUACUGGGGGGACCCUUUCAGCAGCAAUACGACUUCUAGAACGUGUGGGAGCUGAAGUGGUUGAGUGUGCAUGCGUUAUUGGAUUACCUGAGAAUAAGGGAGAACGUCGUCUAAAUGGAAAACCAUUGUAUAUCCUUGUGGAACCUCGUGAACUUUGUUGUUAAGUGUUUUGGUCCAGGCUUCUUGACCUACAUCGUAGAAGGCAAUCAUUUGAAAAAUCAGUGACAGCAGUUUAGAGGCUACCAUCUUGAAGAAGAUACAAAGUUGUCUCAUUAUACUGUUCGUAUAUAUCAGUGUUGCAGAAGGGUUCGUUUUAUGAAUCAGAGAUGUGUAUCCUAGUAAAAGGAGAAUGAUUCAAGAGCAAUGUCGUUUCCAAGUUGCAAGCAGAGACAUGGGUAUCUUCAGAUUCCAGCAUAUUCGUUUUUAGUGCUUUGUUAAAGCCAUUAUUUGAUGAAUCACAUCCUUUUUGGAACUGCUGAUGUCAAUGACAGAAGUGUCAAGCGUUGUCCGUGUCAUCCAUUCAAUACAAUCCGCCAUUUUGUUGAGUAGUUUUCAUUCAUUGUUCAUUUACUUUCUGGUAUCUGUGAAUCUGUAUUCUAACAUCAACCAAUCUAAUCACUUGAUUAUAGAUGUUUAA
Nelumbo nucifera (sacred lotus) is the source of this 1244-nucleotide messenger RNA. Its product is annotated as adenine phosphoribosyltransferase 5. Gene Ontology annotation, molecular function: adenine phosphoribosyltransferase activity. Gene Ontology annotation, biological process: adenine salvage. Lineage: Eukaryota; Viridiplantae; Streptophyta; Magnoliopsida; Proteales; Nelumbonaceae. Gene Ontology annotation, cellular component: cytosol; cytoplasm. The record is from RefSeq and is a predicted model, not a curated record.